GCCUGAGCGUAAGGACGUGGGGUUUUCGAGUUUGCGCAGUCGCUGCGUCGGCCCGACCCUUCAGCCUCGGUGGGGAGGGGGCGACGUUGAGAUGGGGGCGGCGGCGGCGGAGGCGGACCGCACUCUCUUUGUGGGCAACCUUGAAACUAAAGUGACCGAGGAGCUGCUGUUCGAACUCUUUCACCAGGCUGGGCCAGUAAUAAAGGUGAAAAUUCCAAAAGAUAAGGAUGGUAAACCAAAGCAGUUUGCGUUUGUGAAUUUUAAACAUGAAGUAUCUGUUCCUUAUGCAAUGAAUCUACUUAAUGGAAUCAAACUUUUUGGAAGGCCCAUCAAAAUUCAGUUUAGAUCAGGAAGUAGUCAUGCCUCACAGGACAUCAGUUUAUCAUAUCCCCAGCAUCAUGUUGGAAAUUCAAGUCCUACCUCUACAUCUCCUAGCAGCAGAUAUGAAAGGGCUGUGGAUAGCAUGACACCAUCAUCACAGAUAAUUCAGAGGUCAUUCUCUUCUCCAGAAAAUUAUCAGAGACAAGCAGUGAUGAACAGUGUUUUGAGACAGAUGCCAUAUGGAGGGAAAUUUGGCUCUCCACACAUGGAUCAAUCAGGAUUUUCACCAUCAGUUCAGUCACACAAUCAUACUUUUAACCAGUCUCCAGGCUCCCAGUGGCGCCAAGAUACAUCACCAUCCCAGUCCCAGCGUAAAAUCAGACAGAAUUCUCAUCCCUACCUAGCAGACAGACAUUACAGCCGAGAGCAGCGUUAUGCUGAUCACGGGUCUGACCACCAUUACAGAGGACACAGAGAAGACUUCCUCUAUGAAGACAGGAAUCAUGAUGGCUGGAGCCAUGAUUAUGAUAACAGAAGGGACAGCAGUAGAGAUGGAAAAUGGCGCUCAUCUCGGCACUAGCAAACAUUAAAAGGACGUUGUUUUUUUAGGGUCAUUUUAGGCUCUUUUUGACUAAGUUGAGCUGAAAAUAUUUUGAAAAACUGUACAAAACAGUUUCAAGUUGUCACAUUUUUUAAACAAUCUACAGUUACCAUUUCAUAGAGAAAUGAGAAAAUUUGUGGUUCCAGUUUUAUUUCACUAGUAACCUUUCACCUCAGGGUUUUAUAAAGAGGAAAGGGUUUUACGCAAAAGAAAGUGCCACAGUUCCUAAUCAUUUAGACAGCUUCAGAAGGGUGGAGUGUAUACCAGGCAUGAUUAAAAAAAUAAUACAACGUUUAAAUUUAAAAGAAGAAAAUUAUAGUAAAAGACACAUUGUUAUAAUGCCAUGGCAGCAAUGUGUCUUUUGCUGUAACAGUUUUAAAAUCUAAACAUUCCCGUAUACUUUGAUCAGACCUCAAAGAUGGUUGUAUUAUAAAGCAAGUAUUUUAAUUUUUUGUACUGCAAGAAAUUUUGUGUUAAGUGAAUCCAGUUUUGGUGGGUACAAUAUGAAGUUUAAGUUGAUAGUCUCAGAUGGCUAUUUUGUUAAUAAAUUAGAAAAUAUAAUUUUUCUAUGAUUUAUUAACAGUUUCAGGAAGUUACUAGUUGUUAGUAGAUAAAUAAUUUUGGUUAAUUUAGAGAACUUAAGUAUAAAUUCUGUGACAUGUUCUUACCCUAUACAAGUAUAAAUCUACACGUGCUAUUCUAAAGUUUUAGAAAUUUUUUAUUAAAUCAUGUUUGCUGUAUGACUGGUCACUCAGGAACUUAAGUAUCUGUACAUGAAAUAUCCAUAGGUGUAUAUUUUUACAUGGAAAAUUACAGUAUUAAUGUUAAUUCCCUUUUUCAGGAAGAACAAAAAUAACAAUGUAUACUCAUAAAAUGGUACAAUGUUUUACUGAAAGCAUUCGUUUUCGAAAAAAAAGAUUCAUGAAGUUGUUAUGUGCUGCCUCUCUCACUCAAACUUCAGAAAUUUUAACAUUUUCCAAGUGCCCAAGACAUGUACCAAGGAUACAUUUUGUUAUGGACAUUGUACAAGUUGAUUUUUGUUUGAACAUUUGGAAAGAAUUUAAUGUUAACAUUUUUCUGCUUUUAAAAUUUUAAAAUCCUAAAAAUUUUAUGUAUCAAGAUACUGUUUCCCUUCAAUUGCAGAAUUGUUUAUAAAAUUCACUAGUUGAAAAAUUUGGAUCCUUUUUUAAUAAUAAUCACAGCAUUUGUACUGUUACUUUGUAAUAUAUUAAAAUAUAAAAGGAAA
Molecule: messenger RNA, 2168 nt
Organism: Chinchilla lanigera (long-tailed chinchilla)
Lineage: Eukaryota; Metazoa; Chordata; Mammalia; Rodentia; Chinchillidae
Gene: Rbm7
Product: RNA binding motif protein 7
Exons: 5
Coding region: 92-901 (269 amino acids)
Biological process (GO): regulation of alternative mRNA splicing, via spliceosome
Cellular component (GO): nucleus
Molecular function (GO): single-stranded RNA binding
Source: RefSeq, a predicted model, not a curated record